This is a messenger RNA of Ochotona curzoniae (black-lipped pika), 3838 nucleotides long. Its product is annotated as splicing regulatory glutamine/lysine-rich protein 1-like. Gene Ontology annotation, cellular component: nucleoplasm. Gene Ontology annotation, molecular function: RNA binding. Lineage: Eukaryota; Metazoa; Chordata; Mammalia; Lagomorpha; Ochotonidae. The record is from RefSeq and is a predicted model, not a curated record.
GCUCCGUCACGGCCGCGUCGGAGACGUUGGCGAGCGGGAUGAACAGCGGAGGUCCCUUCGGCUUGGGCUUAGGCUUCGGCCUGAUCCCUACGGCGGUGAUUCAGGUGACCAAUCUGUCGUCGGCCGUGACCAGCGAGCAGAUGCGGACGCUUUUUUCCUUCCUAGGAGAGAUCGAGGAGCUGCGGCUCUACCCUCCGGACAAUACACCCCUUGCGUUUUCAUCCAAAGUAUGUUAUGUUAAGUUUCGUGACCCUGCGAGUGUUGGUGUGGCCCAGCAUCUAACUAACACGGUUUUUAUUGACAGAGCUCUCAUAGUUGUUCCUUGUGCAGAAGGUAAGAUCCCUGAAGAAGCCAAAGCCCUCUCCUUGCUGGCGCCCGCUCCGUCCAUGACCAGCCUGAUGCCUGGUGCAGGGCUGCUUCCCAUCCCCACCCCCAGUCCUUUGACCACAGUAACUUCUCUUGGUGUCUCGCUUAGCAGUUUGGGAGCGAUACCAGCAGCAGCGCUGGACCCCAACAUUGCAGCUCUUGGGGAGAUACCACAGCCACCACUCAUGGGGAACGUGGACCCUUCUAAGAUUGACGAGAUCAGGAGGACGGUGUAUGUUGGCAAUCUGAAUUCCCAGACAACUACAGCUGAUCAACUACUUGAGUUUUUUAAACAAGUCGGAGAAGUAAAGUUUGUGCGGAUGGCAGGUGAUGAGACUCAGCCAACUCGGUUUGCUUUUGUGGAAUUUGCAGACCAAAGUUCUGUGCCAAGGGCCCUUGCUUUUAAUGGAGUUAUGUUUGGAGACAGGCCACUGAAAAUAAAUCACUCCAACAAUGCAAUAGUAAAACCCCCUGAGAUGACACCUCAGGCUGCAGCUAAGGAGUUAGAAGAAGUCAUGAAGCGGGUCCGAGAGGCUCAGUCCUUUAUCUCAGCAGCUAUUGAACCAGAGUCUGGAAAGAACAAUGAAAGAAAAGGCGGUCGAUCUCGUUCCCAUACUCGCUCACAAUCCAGAUCUAGCUCAAAAUCUCAUUCUAGAAGGAAAAGAUCACAGUCAAAGCGCAGGAGUAGAUCCCAUAAUAGAUCACGUUCAAGACAGAAAGAUCGACGCAGAUCUAAGAGCCCACAUAAAAAACGCUCUAAGUCAAGGGAGAGGCGCAAGUCCCGGAGUCGGUCACGUUCACGGGACAAAAGGAAGGAUACUCGAGAAAAGAUCAAGGAAAAGGAAAGAGUGAAAGAUAGAGAAAAGGAAAGGGAAAAAGAGAGAGAGAGAGAGAAGGAACGUGACAAGGAGAAGGAGCGGGGUAAAAACAAAGAUAAAGAGAAGGACAGAGAGAAAGAACGGGACAAAGAGCCUGAGAAGGAACAGGACAAAGACAAGGACAGAUCCAAAGAGACCGAUGAGAAGAGGAAGAAGGAGAAGAAGUCCAGAACACCACCCCGGAGUUACAAUGCCUCCAGAAGAUCUCGAAGUUCCAGCAGGGAAAGACGUAGGAGGAGGAGCAGGAGCUCUUCUAGAUCCCCAAGAACAUCGAAAACCAUAAAAAGGAAGUCUUCCCGGUCUCCCUCCCCGAGGGGCAGAAAUAAGAAGGAUAAAAAGAGAGAGGAACGGGACCACAUUGGUGAGAGGAGGGAGAGUGAGCACUCCAGCUCUGUGAAAAAGGACUGUAAAGACGGCGAAGGCAAGGAGGACAGCGCUGUGCUCACAGGAAGUGAUGAGAAGGAGGAGAUGAACGAGGCAGAUUCAGAUGUGGGCAAAGAAGUCGGUGACCAGGACGCACCGAGGACUGGGGACAGCCACGGGCAGCAGAACGGCAGCUGUCAGCCUGACGAGGAAAACCUGUCUGCCCAGUCAGACACGGUGUAGGACCCUCCAAGGCCCCUCUGCACUCAACGCUGGCAUCCAGUCCAAAGCUUUUACGUCUCACAACAAGAUGUAAUAGACAGGGAGGAAGUCUAGUGGAGCGUAAAAGAUAGCAGCAAACGGCUUUCCAAUCCUUAGGUGACUUUGUGGCCAUCUUGUUUCUGAAUCAGAAAGCACGGACAUGGAGACGGUAGCACACGUUACUCAGCCUUCUCAUGUGAAGUCUGUGCAGUUCCAUGGUGGCCGACAUACUUGCCAUGUGGUUUAUUAGUGUCUGCCAAGAACCAUUGCAAAUAAACACAACAUCAGAGAUCCAAAUUCAUACUAUCCUUAAAGACUGGUGACAAGCUUUGCAGGCUCUUGACAAGGCUGGUUACUGAAUUUUGUAUCACUUUACUUUUUUUUUUUAAAGCAGUUUCAGUAUGUAAAGUUUGAUGAUGUGCUUGAAAUUGGUGGAAAUAUAAACACACCCCUUGUAAGUGCAAAGUAUGUAAGAAGUUUUCGCCUUUACAAGAUUUACAGUGAUUGUGUUUAAUUCUCACUUGUUUUCUUUUGUUCAUCAUUUAGGACAGCAGUUUUUCUUUAAGAUAGUUUUACAGGUUAAAAUUGUUUAAGUGGAUUAAAAAACAACUGACACUGCAUGCUACUGUUCUCUCUGAAAAGAAAGAACCCCCUGUGCUGAAUACUAAUACGUGUUAGUAUUCCGUGUUUGAGUCGUUGGGUCUACCCGCAGAGUGAGCGUUUUCUUUUAAACUUCCUUGACAUUUCCAAGCUUACUGCGAGUAGAAUUGCAGUGUGUGUUGUCAGCUGUAGGUGGCAAAGGCGUCCUUAGCAAAAGGAAACUGGGUUUUCAAAAUGGGCUAUGGGAGCACAAGCUGAAGCUUUAGUGCCUUCUACAAUGUUUUCUAGAAUUUUCUAUGUGCUAGUCAUCCUGAAUUCAUAUGGAAUCUAGGUGGAUAUUCUGUUCAUACCCAUAGAGAGGUAUGCAAGUCAAGUGUCAGGAGAGCUGCUUACUUAGUUCACCUAAUAUGAAAAGGAAGUCUUGUUUUCAAGGCUGAUUGUUGAGUUUAACAGUACAGUUUUGGGACCAUCAAUUUUAUACUGUGACAAUUGAAGCAUGCUGUUCUCCCUAAAAGGAACCUUUUUGUGGUCUAUGUUGAUGUUGAAUGACCUUAAUGAUUACCUCUCAGUUGUCUUCUCUAAAUGAUGUGCUGACUGAGGGAAGCCUCGUUUACCAGGGAGGUUGUGUGUCCCAGGGUAUGUUUCCUUGAGUUUAAAAUUCGGGUGGUCCGUCGUAGAUAGACUCACCUUUCCCUGACGGUGUGCAAGACGACAGCAUUGCAAAGGUUUUUCGUCUCAAAACGUUUAACUUGUGGUUUUUGAAUUCUUUUCAUUACUGUUAUAUUUCCAAAAAAGUAACAGUUUUAAUUAGCAUGUUAUUAAAAAAUCAAGUAUAAUUUUAUUUUAAUGCAGUCUAAUACAAUCAAAUUACUCAGUUGCCUUACCUCAAUGGGAAGAGUUACUUGUACAGAUAGAGUUAAAAAGCUGAGUAGCAGGUGGUCACUUGGUUUCACCUUGAAUUUUCAUGUUAAUACUGUUGAGGUUGAAGUCUUUGGUGAAGACUGAAAAGAGUUGCCCCCACCGCGAGUAAUGAAGCCUGGUUUGAUUAUUAAGCUGCUUAAUCACUCUUUUUGUGUUCAAAAUUACUGUGUGAUUUUUUUUUUCCUUUUUGUCAACUGUGUACAUUAAAACUUUGGAAAAUGCUUUACUAUGUAAAGUAUAGAUGGUCAUUUUUAUCAUUCAACCACAUACGGUUGGCUGUAAACAGCUUAUUCUGAUGUAAGAAUGCUGGGUGCAUAUGGAGAGGACUGUGUAGGAUUAUGUGUCUUGCAUCAAUAGCUGUCUUAUUUAUGAUAUGGAAGUAGACUAGAGCAAAUGUUUGAAUCUUUGUUAUUUUUAGUACCGUUUCUCUAAUAAAGCUAAGUAUUUUA